Molecule: messenger RNA, 1004 nt
Organism: Botrytis deweyae
Lineage: Eukaryota; Fungi; Ascomycota; Leotiomycetes; Helotiales; Sclerotiniaceae
Exons: 4
Coding region: 78-860 (260 amino acids)
Cellular component (GO): proteasome core complex
Source: RefSeq, a predicted model, not a curated record
ACUUUACCCCCAUGAACAUUUGAAGAUACCACACCAUACCUUAACAACCUUUCAAUUCCAAUAACCCUUCCAACAUCAUGAAUCACCUUCCGCAAGCUUGGGGCCGUCCUAGAGACGAUGUUUAUGGCGCAUAUGAUGCUUCAUAUCUUCAACAAAAUGGACCAAAUCAACACACUCAAUCACCCAUCGUCACUGGUACAUCGGUUGUGGCGUUAAAGUUUAAAGAUGGUGUCGUAAUCGCAGCAGAUAACUUGGCAUCAUAUGGUUCUCUCGCACGAUUCACAGACGUAAAACGUCUUCGAAAGUUCGCAGAUACAUCCGUUGUUGGAUUUGGUGGCGACGUAUCAGAUAUGCAAUACCUGGACCGCCUUCUUCAGUCCCUCGAUACCGAAGAAGCAUACGGCGCAUCAGGUCACACCCUCAAUGCUCAUAAUCUCCACAAAUAUCUCUCCAAAGUCCUUUACAAGCGUCGAUCCGAUUUCAAUCCCUUAUGGAACACUUUACUGGUUGCAGGGUUGGAUGAACAUGACAAACCUUUCUUGGCGAGCGCCGAUUUAUUGGGCACCACAUUCUCUUCUCCAAGUUUGGCUACUGGAUUCGGUGCGCAUUUGGCUCAGCCGUUGUUAAGAAAGGUUGCACCAGACGAGGAGGCUGCUGCGAAGUUAACCAAAGAAGUGGCUUUAGAGGCAGUUAAAGAGAGCAUGAAGGUCUUGUUUUACAGAGAUGCUAGGAGUAUGGACAAGUAUUCGAUUGCGGUUAUCACAAAGGAGGGUAUCGAUUUGAAGGAGAACGAAGAAUUGGAGAAGCAAAGUUGGGCUUUCGCUGAACAAAUUCGGGGAUACGGGACCCAGGUCAACUAAACGAAUGAUUUUAAUAUACCUUGCGCUGUAAACUAGACAAUGAUGAAAUGAAGCAUAUCAAGUUUUGGGGUUCCUUGCCUCGUGGUUAACAAACACCAUCGAUCCCAUCUCCAAGUCAUUUCCUCAGUCAUUUGAAUAUUGUUU